Molecule: messenger RNA, 1182 nt
Organism: Aspergillus pseudonomiae
Lineage: Eukaryota; Fungi; Ascomycota; Eurotiomycetes; Eurotiales; Aspergillaceae
Product: glycosyltransferase
Exons: 5
Coding region: 1-1182 (393 amino acids)
Molecular function (GO): UDP-glycosyltransferase activity
Source: RefSeq, a predicted model, not a curated record
AUGAUGAUGUGGGAAGGUCUCGGUGACCUCAUCAACCAAUUCCGAAAAGACGAGCUAGGCCCAGAGCCCUUAGACUCGACUCGCGCUGCUAGCAUUGUCCAUCGUUUAAACGUCCCGUAUACUUAUUUUGCGGGGACCACGCCGAUAUACAUUGGGUUUGGGUCAAUUGUUGUGGAUGACCCUGCCCAGUUGACGAAAACACUAUUUGAGGCGGUGCGCCUGACUGGCCAGCGAGCACUGAUCUCGAAAGGCUGGGGUAAGCUCGGGGGGGAUGUUGAUAUACCGGACAAUAUUUUUUUACUAGGCAAUUGUCCCCAUGACUGGCUAUUCAUGCACGUUUCAUGCGUGGCCCAUCAUGGGGGAGCCGGUACCACCGCCGCCGGUUUAAGGCAGGGAUGUCCGACAGUAAUCGUGCCAUUCUUCGGGGACCAGCCAUUCUGGGGCUCCAUCGUAGCACGGGCCGGUGCUGAGCCACCACCAGUGCCGUUUAAGCAGCUGACGGCGGAAGAUUUGCCCGCAGCUAUCAACAAGGCCCUUGAGCCCUCCACAAGACAUGCAGCUUCCGAGAUAAGGGACAGGAUGGCCUCGGAGACCGGAACAGAAAAUGCAGUCCAGAGUUUCCACAGGCACCUCAACCUUGGUCGAUUGCACUGCGUGAUUUGCCCCGAUAGACCGGCAGUAUGGUGGGUGCGUAACUGGAAUAUCAAGCACAGUUCAUUUGCAGCUGGAAUACUGGCACAAACGGGGCACAUCGACUCGAAAAGUUUUGCGCUGUACCGAGCCCAAGAAUAUGAAACGGACCGUGAUCCCAAUGACAGUGGUUCAAAGCAGAGACGCCGCCGUGAGGAUGAUUCCCUACAGACCAGUGGGAGGAACAGCGCAUCCCAUAAACGAGGGGCCGCCAAAAACAGCAGGGCAAAAUCGAUGGUCGCCGAGACUGAGUAUAUCGCAACUCGGCUUUUAAAGAAGACGGCCAAAGCGAUUGUUUCAGUGCCUGCUGACCUGACCCUCAGCCUGUCGAAAGGCUUCCAUAACGCACCCAAGUACUAUCACGACACCACGGUGCGCAAGUUAGCCCGUGUAGACGGGGUUCAAAGUGGCCUCCACGCAGCGGGAAAAGAAUUUACAAGGGGGUUUGACGAUGGCAUCAGUGGCGUGCUGUUACUCCCUGCUCACGGGUAA